CCCCUCUAUCACAGCGCCCCCCUUCACUACAAACGUCCACCUCUGACUUGUGAUUACAGAUUUGAUGUCCUUCUUCCUUGUGUCGGGCGGGACAGGGACGGACACAGCUACCACUCCAUCCUCUUCUUCUUUCCACCUGUACCUGCCACAUUGAACCCAAUCCUCGGAGUCCCGCACCGGUUCUCGCAGCUUUCUGUCCCUCCAGUCGCCAUACAUUUCCUGUACCUGAGCUUCGGACAGCUCUCCCCCUCCUUUAUCUCCGCGGAGUCUUUCCAGACCCCUCUUGAAUUCUUCCACAGUCAGCGAAGGUGCCUUGCCCCCCCUCUGAGCUAUGACGUCUUCCUCGGAGAGAUCCGUGGCGUGAAGAAAUUGCUCCAACGAGGUCAUAUCCAGUCUCUGUCAGUGCCUUGCGAGCCACAACCUUGGAUUUGCCAGUUUGCUGGCACACUGUCUCCAUCAUCUGUUCCAUGGCAGCUUUACGUCUCUCCCACGGCAGAGGAACACCCAGACUCGUGGCCAGUUCUUCCAGGAGUGGCAGAUUGCUCAGUAGAGCCUCUCUCCCUCCCUCCCCGCCGUCGCUGCUACACACGUGACGCAAUACGUAGACGUCUUCUUGGGCUCCGAGUCUUCGGCAACAUUUCAGCUCGUUUCCGUUGCCGAUGGGGGCUAAUUGGAACGCGUUGUCUAGAUCCUCAGCCUUGCUCCUGGUGA
Molecule: messenger RNA, 711 nt
Organism: Geodia barretti
Lineage: Eukaryota; Metazoa; Porifera; Demospongiae; Tetractinellida; Geodiidae
Source: the annotation of a GenBank genome assembly